CUGGGAAGGAGCAGCCAAUGUCAUCAGUGGCUCUUAAUGAAUGAGGUGGGGGAUGGGGAAAGAGCAAGUCUCAUUAUAGGAAGGAGAGGGCAGCUCAGCAGAUCUUCCCUCUCAGCCAGCAUCUUCCCCAUGCUACUGGGAGUGUUUGCCCCACGCGUGGGAUGGCCGGGCCCUGCUGGAACACGCUGGUGUUCGAGGGUCCUCCUGGACGGCACAGAGUUGACAUUGUAUGAGCACAGAAAGUAGCAAUGGGAAUAUGCAGUUUUCUACUAAAGAGGUCUCUCAAGAGCUCAUGAUUUUUUUCCAUCUCUCCUCUUAACGUUCCUCCUGCUCCGCAGACAUGGCUCACCAUGCGAGGCCUUCCAGAUCAACCAAAAAAGAAGAGUUAGGCAAAAGGAAAACUAACCAGAGCAAAAAGAAAUCUAACCAAGUGAGAAAGAAACCCACAAAGACUUCCACAAAAGCUGUUAGUUCUGGAAAAGGUAAAAAGCCAGUGCAAGAAAAAGAUGUUAAGAAAAAACAGCAAGAAAAGAAACCAAUCAUGAGCUCUUCAGGUAGACUUCUCAGGAGCAGUGUAAGCAGAACCUUGUCUGGAGCAUCUUGGGUGAGUUUGGAGAAAGCUGACAAUAUCCUCUUUCACAACCGGGAUUCUUUCAGCUUCAAUGGCUUUACAAUGUCUCUCCGUAACCGAGCCUUCUCCCAAAGAUUGUCCCAAACUCCAAUACUUGCAAAACCCAGGAAAGCUGCAGCACAAAAAAGGCUAGAAACAAAGGAAAAACAUGAACAAGAAGCCCUGGCAGCAGUAGAAGAUAAAAAUGGUGAAACAAGUGAAAUAACUUUGGAACAAGAUUUAGCUCAGAAUGAGUUAGCAGCUCUGUGUGUAGAAGGCUGUCUGUGUAGUGCAGGUGAAGAGCCUCUUAUCCUGUGUGCCAGUCAGGAUGAAGAGGUAGAAAUACCUGGAACAGAUUACUCCGUUCCAAACAGUCAGGGAACUGAUGAUGGUACAGAAGCCUCAGAGGUGAAAGCUAAGCAUGCAGACCUGCCCUGUGAGCAGAUACCCAGUGAUCUUGAUAUGGGUAGUUUGGCUGGAGCAUUUGUUGAAGAUGCUGCGCUGGUGCUUCCAUCUUUUCUUUCUGACUCUGUAAUUGCCUCUGAAUCAAACUCAAAGGUGCAUGCAGAGACCCCCUUCAAUGUGGUGCCUAACAGUACAGAACCUGACUCCAGCUCUGUUGAUACCUCAGACCUCAACUCAGCAGUUCUGAUAGAGUCAGUCACACUUGCCAAAUUCCACAUUGGAGCAGGGUUGGAUAUGGUGCUACCUAGGGAACAACAAAACCUGCAUUCUGCAGCUCUAGUUACCUCUGAGUUUAACUCACAAGAUCAUUUAUUAGAAGAUGCAAGGUCACUUGCAAAUUCCUGCUUGAAGGCAGGCUGGGGUUUGGAAUCUGAGAAUAAAGACGUUGGUUCAAAUUCCACUUCUGUAGCUGCCUCUGAAUCAAAUUUGCUUUUACAUUUUGGAGGUGCAAGCUCGCUUGCAGAAUACCCCAUGAAACUGCUUGUGGAUUUUGUACCCAUUCACAGAGAACUUGAUUCAAAUUCAGAUUUGAGCUUUACAAAAGAGAAUUCAGAAUUUGACACAAAAAACAUAUUUACAGUAUGUGAACCUGUCUCCAACACCUCUUUAAACAAUAUUGAAGUAGAAGACAUUGAACAACUUGUUAAAUGUAUCGAUGCUGAGACAUUAAUUUUGAAUUCAGGAUAUGUCCCCACUUUAGCUUCAGAUUUAGAAAAAUGCACAAUUGAUAACAUCUCUGCUGAAAGCUCUGGACAAUUCUCUGCAGGUUUUGUUUCAGAGUUGCCUUCUAGCAUGGAAAUCUCUGCUCUUGCCUCAGCAAAAGCCAUAAAUGCAGAUUUGCCAGCUGACUCAAGACUGCAGCAUAAUGAUUAUUCAUCACAGCUGGGAAGUAUCGGAGUAAGCUUGAAUUUGGUUCAGGACAACGUGAGCAACAGCACUGAAGCAGUUCAGGCCUCGGGGCCAUCCUCUCUGAAACAUCCAGCUGGUGAUUACCCUGUUCCAUAUUCAUCUCUGCUCCCUAUGCUGGAGAAAAAGAAACGAAGGCGUUGUGGAGUCUGUGAGCCCUGUCUGCGGAAAACAAAUUGUGAGGAAUGCAGCUGUUGCAGGAAGCGCAAAACCAGUCACCGGAUAUGUAAAAAGAGAAAAUGUGAAGAACUGAAAAAGCCUCCACCACCAAUCAAACUACCUUUUGAGGUUCUAACAGAAAACAAAAGGCCUCAGAGGAGGAAGCAAAGAGUUUUAAAGGCAAAUUUAGAAAACAAAGCAGUAAAUGGCUGCAGACCAGAACUCAUGGAAUGCAGUAUAUGUGGUCAUGGUGAAAAAUACAGGGUGAAGACAAACCAAGCAGUAGCCAUUGAAAAUGUGCAGUCUAAGGAGAAAGAGAGAAUGACUGGCUUAGAAGCAGAGAAGUGGGCACACAACGAGAAGCCAUCCUUUGGUGUCCACGUCAACGGUGACAUCCACGGAGCUGUGACGGGCACCGGACACUUGAAACAUACUGAUCACAGUGAAAGAGCAGCCUCUCCCAGUCCCUUCACUGAGCCAAAAAAAUCCUUGGUGCAUGCCAUCAAAAAUGGCAUCAAAACCCUGCAUUAUUCACCACCAGAAGCAGUUCCUUCACUGAAAGAUGUGUCUGCAGAGGAAAGGACAGAUUUGACAAACAACUCCCAUGUGCAAUGGCCAAAGGGUAGCAAUCUAAAUAAUGUAAUAAGCACUCAGACGAGUGGCACUGGCUGUGUUCACCCAGAAAACCAAGGGAAUGUUUUAAUGAAAGAGGAAAACUGCACCUGCAGCAUCUCUGAGUAUUCUGAUAAGUCAGUUUUGCAGACAGGUUCCAGCUUGGAUGAGCAGGAAAGCUUGUGUUGUCCUCUGCUGCCUGAGGAGGAGCUGCAGGCAGGGAAGGAUGGCUUCAGAGUACCAAAUGUGGAGACACAGCCUGAGAAUUCUGCACUCCAGCCUGCUUUCUUGUCCCUUAUUAAAACUAGAAAUUUAACUCUGGAGCAGGUUGUAGCUAUUGAAGCUUUGACACAGUUGUCUGAAGUUCCUUUAGAGACAACUUCACCAGCUGAAACUGAAAGUACUGAAUUUACAGGAGAGACAACUUACAACUCACUCCAUGGUUUUCAGAGGGAUAUCUCAUCAUCCUUUACAUCCUCUGCAUUACAAGAAGUCAAAGACACUUACUUACAGAAUGAGCAGCAGCUCUUGGCUCACUGCACUCACUCCCAGAAGCAGCUCCCUAAUAAGGCAGUGUUAUACAAUGGCCAAAGUUCAGUGUCUGAAUUGUGUGAUAAACUUGCCAGUCCAGCUGGGGAGAUGCAGCAAUUGCAGUUCUCCUCAACAGAUACCAAAACUUCAUCUGACUUAACAUCUAAUGCAGCAUUGUGUUCAGGAUGUGAUCCCAGCAAAAGUUGUGCUCGUGAGCCAGUCACCCUCUCAGGGUAUUGCAAUGCUUCAUGUGAUGUCCAGCAAAUAAGGAACAACUUGGAAGCUCCUGGCCAGUUAGAGCAAAAGCCAGUGUGCAAUGAUUUGAAAUUCGGAGGCAGUUCUUUGAUUAAAGAAGGAGGAAUUCACAGCCAGGACGAAGAGGAUGUAGCUGCACAACUAACUCAACUAGCAGCACUGAUUGAAUCAAACCAGACAAAUGCAGAGCACAAGAAUGAUAUAGAGGCAUCACUGCUUAAUCUAAUAUCACACGAGAGGCAGCCAAAAUAUAACCAAGAUGUGUUGCAGAAAAAAGAAUCUGUAUUAUUUAGGCGUAAUUAUAAUUCCUUACUGUUAAAGCAAAAGCAGGCAACAAAUAAGAAAGGAAAUGGUGUGCCAUGGAAACGAAGACACAAAAAGAAGACUCAAGAAGCACGCUAUCAACAAAAUAAUCAAAACCAGCUAGAGCUGUUGUCAUGCCAGCAUGGUGAAUUGCAGGACAUUUGGAUAUCAUCAAAACUGCACAAGCUUGGUCAAACCAUGCCACGGGACUCCAGGGCAGCUCAGUCUGAAAAGAAAUCUCCCAGAACCAAAGUACAGAGAGUGCUCAGUCAAAAUACUUUAGCAUCACAAGAAAAAACCAGAUUAUUUCUCCCACAAGCACAGAUAAAAUUCCACAGGUGUUUACCUGAGGCACCACAGGAGAAAAAAAAAGACAGGUUGUUUGACUGUGAAGUGGUGAAUGAGCAAAUGAAAACUGCAGGCUCCAGUGACCCACUAGGCACUGAUCCACUGAAAAAUGAAAUUACUGCACAUAACCAACACAGCGACCUGUCCUCCCGUAAUCCUCUGGCUGGUUCGCAGCUGAAAACAGCAUCCUUGUUGAAAAGGCCAACUGAAAACCUACAGAUGUUUACAGAAAAAUGUAAUUCUCAGGUACAGCAAACAGCAAAUGUCAGUCAGGCACAUCCUUUGCCGCCAACUUUUAACCAGUCUAACCUGAGAGCUAACGAAACGUGUAGUGAAAACAGAGCCUUUGUGCAGCAGCCCAAACAACAGGUAGACCCGAAGUCCCAGGUGCUGCCUGGUCCCUGUGCUGGGGCCCGGGUACCAGGUUCUGCUGAAGCUCUCAGGAAUGUGGAGUGUGUGGGUGAGGUGACCGCUCUGACAUCAACCAGUUUGGGUACUGACAACGCCCAGAGCACAGGCGACUCAGGGUGUUCCCCAGCAAAAAACACACUCAGCAGUUUCCUUGAAUCACCUAUGAAGUUUCUUGAUACCCCUACAAAAAAUUUAAUAGACACACCUACCAAAAAAGGACAGUCUGAAUUGCCAACUUGUGACUGUGUUGAGCAAAUUAUAGAAAAAGAUGAAGGCCCCUAUUACACACACCUCGGGACAGGACCAAGUGUUGCUGCUGUGAGAGAAAUUAUGGAGAACAGGUAUGGAGCAAAAGGAAGUGCUGUAAGAAUAGAGGUAGUGGUUUAUACAGGAAAGGAAGGAAAAAGCUCUCAGGGGUGUCCAAUUGCCAAGUGGGUGAUCCGAAGGAGCAGCGAUGAGGAAAAGUUGCUGUGCUUGGUCCGACAGCGCGCGGGGCACCACUGCCAGACGGCUGUGAUUGUCAUCCUGAUCCUGGCCUGGGAGGGGAUCCCGCUGCUCCUGGCCGACACCCUGUACAAGGAGCUGACCCAGAGCCUGCGCAAGUACGGCUGUCCCACGGGCCGGCGCUGCGCCCUCAACGAAGAUCGUACUUGUGCAUGUCAAGGACUUGACCCAGAAACUUGCGGAGCAUCAUUUUCAUUUGGCUGUUCAUGGAGUAUGUAUUUCAAUGGCUGUAAGUUUGCCAGGAGCAAAAACCCCAGGAAAUUCAGACUUCUCACUGAUGACCCUAAGCAAGAGGAACUUCUUGAAAACAAUUUGCAAACGUUAGCUACUGAUGUGGCUCCGGUUUAUAAGAAGCUUGCUCCAGAAGCUUUCCAGAACCAGGUGGAAAACGAGCACAUGGGCCCCGACUGCCGGCUGGGCUCCAAGGAUGGCCGGCCCUUCUCCGGUGUCACGGCCUGCAUCGACUUCUGUGCCCACGCCCACAAGGACACACACAACAUGCACAAUGGCAGCACUGUGGUCUGUACCUUAACGAAGGAAGAUAACCGGAGAGUGGGGGUGAUUCCAAGUGAUGAACAGCUCCAUGUGCUGCCUCUUUACAAGAUCUCACAAACGGAUGAGUUUGGCACUGAAGAGGGCCUGGAAGCCAAGAUAAAAGCCGGAGCCAUCCAGGUGCUCACAGCGUUCCCCAGAGAAGUGCGAAUGUUGGCUGAGCCUCUCAGAGCUACCAAGAAAAAGAAACCAGACACAAGGAGGACCCCAAGUGAAAAGCAGCCAUUAAUAGAUAAAAAAUAUUCAACACCAGUAAAACUGAAAACUGAAGCCCCAGAAAGUCUUGGCAACACUUUGCAUUGCUUAGGGAACAAAACAGAUGCUUUAAAACCUGGAAUAAAAAUGGAGCCUUCCAGCCACGUUUAUGCCAUGAAACAUACUCCAAACACUACUAAAAAUUGCUCUUUGCUAAAACAGUACACGCCUUCCUCCCCCUUUAAGGUGGAUAGUUUACAUCCUUAUCCAUCUCUCGCACAUAAGUCUGGCCUAACUGCAGUGACUAACAUUCAGCAAGAUUUUUCAGUUCCCUACGGGUAUUUUGAAUGCAGUACCAAGCAACCUCACAUGCCACCUUAUGUUAAUUGCAAGAGCUUUGACGUGUCAGUCAAAGAUUAUACUGGAAUUCUGCUGAACGAGAAGGUGAACGGCGUGCCACCCAUUCUUCCUGAGGUCACUGCUCCAGGCCCCGCAGCCCAGCAAGAGCCCCUGCCCACUCUACUUGAACAGCAGCCAGACAAACAGAAGUGCCAGCUUCAGCAGGACAGUUCUCCUUCCUCAGAGAUGAUCAGCCCUUGUGACUCAUCGGUACCGCUCCGCUCCUCAGCAAAGGAUGCCGUCGGAACUGAAGGUGACUGUUCCCAGGGAUGCCCGGUGGAAAAGGGCAGCUCCCAUCGAGGACAGACCUGUGACUUUGACUGUGUUGAGGAAAAGCAAAGCAGUGCACUGGGACAACCGGCUGAUUCUGAAGAAAAGGCUGAGGAAUUGUGGUCAGACAGCGAGCACAAUUUUUUAGAUGAUGACAUUGGUGGGGUUGCUGUGGCACCUUCUCAUGGUUCUAUCUUAAUUGAAUGUGCAAGGCGUGAACUCCACGCUACCACACCAAUUAAAAAACCCAACCGCAAUCAUCCCACAAGAAUUUCUUUAGUUUUUUACCAGCACAAAAAUCUAAAUGAGCCAAAACAUGGUUUAGCCAUGUGGGAAGCGAAGAUGGCCGAGAGGGCGAGAGAAAAAGAAAAAGAAGCGGAACGAUUAGGAACGGAGAAUCCUGAACUGAACUCGAGCAACAGGAAAGCAAAGCAACCAAGUGAAAACAGAGAUAUUUUUUAUGAAAACAACGAGUUCAACCAAAUUCCGUCGCGCCGAGCAUUAACAGUGACCAAGGAUAACGUAAUCACAGUAUCUUCGUAUGCCCUGACACGAGUGGCAGGGCCCUACAACCAUUGGGCGUAGGCGUGGUGAGCUGUGCCCCUCCCGGUGCAGUUACAGCUGUUUCUUCAAGGUGCUGUUAGAGAACAAGUCUCGUGUCGUUUACUGUUUGCUCAUCUCAACCAUUUUAAGGCUGAGGUAAAAACAAAAAAAACCAGGGGGGGGAUUUCUUCUUAAACUGUGACUUUAACAUUUGGUGGUGCUCAAGCACAUUUUAAGCAAAAAAAAAAAAAAAGUUGUAUAGUUUUAAUACAUUCUAAGAAAAAGAUGUUGUUUAGGUUAUUAACCUUGAUCCAAUCAUUCAGUUUAUUACCUUUAGGAAUUUAUAUUUUGGUGCUUUAAAUCGUCUGUUUACUACGAAAAUCAUUUAUAGGUAUUUUAACAGGUUCACAUUUUAUGGUGUUAAAUCAAGUUAUACAGUUAUAGCUCUACACAGCUCUUGGUGCUUAACCACAUCAAACAGUUAAAAAUAAAUAAGCUGAAUUAUUACUUCAUGGUGCCAUUGCUUUAACAACUUCCAACCAUUGCUAUAUAGUCCAAAUUGCAGACAAAUCUUUUAGAAAAUCAAUUAAUUUUGUUCUUUAGAUUCGUCAGUAGAAUGAAGUUAUUCGUAAUGAUGGCUGGAAGUUGUUUCUAAGCUGUAAAUAUAUAUUUUAAAAGCACUUUCUAUUUUUAAAAUUAACUUGAAAUAGUAUAGUAUAAGGAUCAUAUUGUCUAAGGUUUGUGCAUACUCUACAGAGGAAAUGAUUUUGUUCUUGCUGUGCAGAGUUCCAUGGUGUUACAGCUGCAGGAUGUAUGCUGAUAGCAUAUGUGGUUGUUUUUAACUUGCCCUUUUUCAUUGAAGAUUUUAUGUUGCAUAUAAACGAACAGUUAUGAAUCAUAGAACCUUUUUAUUCUUUUUCAAGAGAGUGUACAAACAUGAAAGAGGAGAUGUCUGGUCAAUUGCUAUUGGGAGUUACGAAAAUUAUCUGGGUUUUUUAAAGGCAGCAUUUGCUAUGGUUUCUUUGAGCAAUAAGUGCAUCAGUCUCAUUUGUUUGCAGCGUUCUAAGUUAACCUGGCAACCAAAUGUUCCUAAUGCCUCAGGGGUAGGAUUGUUUUGGGAUAAAAAAUACCCCCUAGAGUUGCCUUAUUCUGUUCUGAUAAAAAAAAUAAUUUGGGAAAAAUUCGAAGUGUUGGAAAACUAUCAAAUUUCUAAUAUUUAGGAGCCAAGUUUUUGUUAACAAUAUCCUAUCUCUAAUACUCACCAACUUCGAGUUCAGUUUUUUUACAAAAAUGCUUUGUAAAUUUUGGAAGCAAUUUAUACAUUUCACAUGGAAAGGGUUGUAUCCUUCCUUGAAAUUUAUGUUCCUUUCUGUUGAGAAAUUACAAAACGAGUAUUUGCUAAAUCAGAGGAAAAACAGACACUCCAUUGCUUUUAAAUACUGUAGCAUCCCACUCUUCUUUCUGAUUCUCCUCUCCUAUGCAUUUCUUGUUUAAACUUAUUUAUUUAAACCAAUUACCAAAUGGCAACGUUAGCUAAGGACUGACCUCAUCCUGCACCUUCUUCCACGCAAGCCGGCCAGAGCAGGAGCGGAGCUGACGCCAGGGCUUGCUGGGGUCCGAGCGCUGCAGGAUCAGGCCCACACACAAAGCUCCUCCUGUCCCCUCCUCCAGUCCCCUGCCUGGGGAACCUGGAGGUGGAAUCAAGUCACUUUUGCAAGUGAAAACAUGCUAAUAAUAUACUUGAUAAUAUUAUCCUGUAGUGGUGCUGUAUAGAGGAAUAUGAACUCUAGAUCUGCUUUAUUUAAAGACAAGGUGCUUUUUCCUUGAGAAAAAAGGAAAGGUGCUUUUUCCUUCUCUUGACAGUUUCGGUACGAAAAGUACAUCAGUGGUGUUUGGAACACUUAGUGCCAGUCAGGACCUUGGUGCUACAAAUCCUUGGGUGCGGCUGUCGAUCCAUGGGACUGCUCUCCUGUGGCCAUGUGCAGUGUUUGCAGGAGCCAGCUCUGAAGUAGCAGUCGCUAGUUAAUGAUCCUGGGUUCAGUUCUGCAGAUUCCUGUUCAAAUUAACAAAGCUAUUCAUGGCAGAGGAUGGAGGAAUUGAACCAGUUCUUUGUAUCUUACCUAUUUUAAGUAAAACCUGUAAAAACCGGGUAUGCUGCAAAUUUUAGUUCAAAACUUAAUAUUAGUUCAAAUAGAGGAUAUGAAGGGAUUGUAAAUAAUGAUGAAACAGAACCAAUAUGAUGCCAUUGUUUUGUACCAGCAGUUUUAUGCUUAUUGACUAUGUAAUAUACAGUAUACAUCAAAUCAUUAUGGUAUUUUGUGUGCCUUAGAUCUCCAUGUUAAAACUUGUAUAUUUUUGGUGAGCCGAAGAUUAGUAGGAAUUGCAGCUGUCCAUACAGUCAGUAGUGCUGUACAUUCCAUAGCUGUUCCAGUCAUGUAUUUGUCCUACCAUGUAGAGAUUUGUUUGUUUCACUGAUAGCCCUGACAGCUUCAGUUUCUGUGAUGCUGUAGUUCAGCACUCUCAUGUGAUAAAUUUUCUACACAAAAUUGGUAAGCUACAGAGCCAUCUCUUUACCUAUCAAAAUGUUCACACCAUUAAAGUGGUUCAUUUUUACUUGAAUCUUCUCCUAGAAAUGCCCACAUUUAAAUUACUGGAAACUUCAGAUUAAAAUGUUUCAUUGAAAAACCAGCAGCUUCCCUCUAAGAAGUGAGGCACUGAAAGGUGGAUUUAAGUGGAUCCCUUCAAACAGGUAGCCCAGGUCUACCUUUUUUUGAAAUCGCAAUUCUAAUGAAGAAAUGUGUAUCUUAACAUAAUUAAUACUAUUAACUGAUAGGUGCUAAACUCACAGUUACUACUUCAUUAAUAUUACUUACAUGAGAGAAAUACAUCAUCUAUACAAUAACAUAUCACCCACGGUGCUCUUUCCUUGGCUUUCACCUAAACUGCUUUUUCAACAUCCUACCAGGCAGGUUGGCCACUUCCACUUCCUGCUGGACACUCAGUGGGUUGUGAUUUGAGAGGCUGAUCCUUUCUAUUUGCUGUACUGCAGUAUAGAAGAUACAACUAUUUACUGGUUUUACAACUCUGUGCUAUUUCUUGUAACACUUCAGGAUAUUUAUCAGUCUUGUACACAAAUUGCAUUGUUUUCAGUAAGGUUCUCAUUUUAUAACAGUGUUUAUCUCAUAGGAUCUUCAACUCUGUGGGUCUGUUCUUUCCUUUGCAGCCCACACAACCACUUGUAAUUUGCUCUUAGGUUUUAACCUAAGUCCUUCUUGGAUAGGCAAGACCAGGAGCUGGAUCAAAAAUAAAGGUAGCUGGCUAGGUCAGACCCGCAUGUUUUAUUUGGUUUCCAUCAGCUGGCACAAUGUUCUGGGUGAAAAACCAGCACAUGGACUCAGGUGUGGGCUGGCAGUGGGGUGUGCUUGUCUUUGGAUCAUUUUUUACAGCAUGCCAGGAAAAGCUGAGAAAUCCAACAUAGGACGCCUCUGACUUCCCAGAAGAAACGUCUCAUCCCGUUAUCUGCUGGGUCCAGUACCAUGACUCCACCUCUGCUGUGGAGGGGAGGAGCAGGGCUUGCUGCAGCACUGGAUCUGUUUGACUCCCUAGGGGAGUCACUGCAGUUGUGUCCAGUUAAACAGUGAAUUGACUGAUUUUUCACAUGCUAGUGUAUUGCAGAAAAUAGAAAGAAAUAUUUCUGUAAAUACUUAAGUCACAAGAUCCAAGAAGCUUUGUAAGUAUUUACAAAUACUUGCAGCUUCCAACCUGUAACAGUUGUAUUCAGAUUUUUUUAAGGACUUUCUAAGAAUCUUAACUGCUGGUGAAAGUCCUUGUGUUACCUAUGGCAGUGCUCCUCUAGAUGUAGAACAGGAAAUAACUGUAGUAUCUUGAGCAACAUUUUAUGUUAAGCAUGGGUAAAUGACAACUUGUCUAGUACUUAACAUUUUUUCUAGCAUACAACUGUAUGGGGUUUUUAAAGACAUGUUUAAUUUCAUUGCAGUAUUAACUAUAUAUGGUUGGUUAAAUUUGGGUCCUGUUCAAACUGCUGCAGCCCUGCUGACUCCAGAGUGCUCAUUCAUCAGUUUUCCUGCAAUUUCCAUAUUUAUUUGGAUGGGUAUGGACAACAAUUGACCAACAUCUGUGCCAGCUCAGAGGUCAAUCUUGCUCUUUCACUUCCCAUGCGGUUGACUCCACUUAUCAAGCAGUCAUCAGCUUUGUAAUCCAUUUAUAUAUAUGGUUGUUUCUUUUCCAUAGAAAUCCUGUCAUUUGUAGGCUAUCAGAAGGAAAUAGCUGUGUUCUCAGAUACAUGAAAAACCCAAUUGCAUGGCCACUUCCAUGCUUUGUGUAUGUUAACAGCAGUUACAUUCAAGCAGUGUGGGGCAAACUCUUUCAGGCCUAUUGUGGUUACUGAAAUUUGGAUUAGGGUCUUUGUGACCUCUGCUCCAUAAAAUUGUGUUUUGUUUCUUGUGUGAAAGCUGUCUGCCAAGCUGUGACCUGUGACGAUCUGCUUUUCAAUAGCAGUUACGGAUGAGGAGCAGUCCAGUCACAUUUGGGGAUUCCUGCUUUAUUAGGUCUUGCUCUGACUUGCAGGAAGAAGUGUGGAGGGAAUAUCUUUCCAUUGAUUAUUGUGACACCAGGGUACUGCACUGCAAUGUCUGUCACAGCACUAUUCUAACCAGUGAGAUAUUUCAUUACAACCUUCUAUGUACAUGUAGUUGGCAUGGUACUUCUUUUCUGUCCAUCUGACUUUAAAUUCAGUAGCUUAUUUUUAGUCUGUGACACUUACAUUCUCCUUGAAUAUGAAACAGAGUGACUGGUGUCAGAAGUCUAGAGGAUGUGGCUACUUAAUCUUAACAGUUCAGGAAGUGGUUUCAGUCUCUUCGGGGAUUACCUGAUGUUUAGUCAGUCUUCACAAGUUGUCUACGUGCUGCUUUAGGAUGUUGCUGCAAAAUUAGAAUAACUGAGUUUUACAUUCAAGGUUUCCUGAAAGACCAAGGAUUUCUAAUAGUAGAACCUGCUCAGGCACCAGGAGUGGUUGAAUAUAUGCUGUGUUUAUUACUUCCCUGUCAAAACUUUUUGGGUUCUUUUCGAACAGAAUAGGCAAACCUUUUAGAUACUGUCACACACUUGACUAAGUUAUGAAGAUUUAGUUCUACGUGAUGCUGUGUUGUCUCCCUGAAAAACACUUAAUAUGGCUGGUUUUGAUCAGUAGGUGUCACUCUGUACAGGUGACACUGGCUACUCCAGCCAGCUUUCUCACUCCAUGCUCUUUUUGGAUCAUCAGUUAGUGCUGGCUCACUUUGUCACCUGCUGCUGGAUGCUUUCAAUGCUUCUAACACCUCCAAAAGUUUUGCCCUUUGCAGAUGUGCUUCAGCAGCACGGCUGCCAGCCUGCCUGUGAGUCCCCCUGCACGCUGUCCUGCUCUGCAUGGAAAUCAGCCAUCUUCAUCUCAGGAAUGUCAUGUGAAGCUAUUCUCCCCCUAAAAUCCAUUUCUUUCAGCCACCUGCAAAAGGCUGCCCAGAGAGGUUGUGGAUGUUCCCUGUCCCUGGAAGUGUCCCAGGCCAGGUUGGAUGGGGCUUGAAGUAACCUGGUGUAGUGAAAGAGGAAAGGGGAUUGGAAAGAGGUGAGCUGUAAGGUCCCUUCCAACCCAAACCAGUCUGAUUCCUUGUGUUCUAUAUGUGAAAGUUCUAGGGCUUUUACUUCACAUUUUCUCAUACAGAGCCUAGAAUAUUACAGCUGGGAUUAUUUAAAAGUCCAGUAGAGAGGGACAAUUCAUAAUCUGUCACAAACACUGUUUUCUUACUUUUUUAAUCAAAUAAUCAGUUUUCCAGUUAAUUUCCAGAUUUUUUGAUGUAGUUGUUAUGAUCUGUUCUUGUAUCUGCAAGUAGCCAUACAAAGGGGACUUUGCAAGACUAGAAAACCAUCAUCCCCCUGAGAAGGAAAAGUCAUUCCUUCUCAGAGUACAGGAUUUUUUCAUGUUGGUAGCAUCUUGGUGUCUUGUCUUUUGAGUCACAUUUAACAGCUCUGCUCAAUUCCUGACAUCAGACAGCUGCUGCAGCCCCUGCAUGAUUACAAGAGCAGGAGUGUUUCUUUACAUCUUUUAAUCUUGGACCAGUCUUUGUGAGAUAUCAAAGUAUUGUGUAAGUAUUAUUAAAUGCCUGAACUAACACAGGACUGCUUGGAAAAAUACAUUCUUCAUCUGUGGCAAAAAAUGGAAUCGAAGGAGUUUGAGCAGAAAAUAAUUAAGGUGGUUACUGCCUUUUAUUAAAGGGUAUUGAGGUGUCAGCAUUGCUGUUUCUUUGUCUUGCUGAGAAUAAAGACUUCAGGAUUCUUUUUCCAGUACAGUUCCCAGUUUACCAUCCCAACAGUUGUUCAUGGUGUUCACCAUGUACUGCUAAGCUUUAGUUUUAAAAGAUACAAGAUGCUUCUUGAUGCUGUAUCCUUAAUUCUUCCAGGUGUAUUUUCCUUUCUUCUUCUGCUGGGCCAUUAUAUUGGCAUUUUUCCACACACAGUUCUAUUCAAAUGCCAGACUCUUCCAUCAGCACACUUGCAGUGAAUGCAAGGCUGGGGUGCUAAAUAACGUGACAGUGACUUGCUUUGGUGUGACUGAUCAACGGUGCUUUUUCCAACUCUGGGCACACCUUGCAGACAUUGCUCACAGAGCACAGGUGCACACCUCAAAAACUACAUAUGUAGGGAGGACAGCUUUGGCACUAAAACUACAGUUACCAGUUACAGUAGGUGAACUGAGUUCCAAAGAAGUGCUGUUGCAGUGCAGCGAGGGAACUGCUCUUUUUGAUGUUCAGUAGUGCAGUUGUUGCCACAGAACGUUCUAAUGCUGUUGUGGAAAGUUUUGUGACCUGAUCAAUAUUUUACAUGUAUAUCUGUAUUUUUAUUAUAUUGUAAUGGAAAAAGGGUCCUGGGUUUGGGAGUUGUCUUAAAGUAAGAAUGGAGGCCCUGAUUCUCGUUUAUACUACUGUCCAUUGCAUUGGAAGGAUAAAGGGGCCUCCAAUGGAUGUCACUUCAGCUUUCAUCCUUUGGAGUAUCCCAUCACACUGAACAGAGUGUAAAAGAUCAGUAGUAUAAAUAAAAACAGUUACCAAAUUACUGAUUGGUACAAUCAUGUGAAAUCAGUUUCGUGGUAUCCUUACUGUGCACAUACUGGCCAGUAACAUCCAGAUUGUUCUUAGUUUAGAAAUACAGGUUGAAAAAAGACCUGCUUGGGUUUUACCAGGUUUAAACAUUUGCUUAUAUUGGCUGUCCUUUGCCCAGUGCUGUCUACAAAGACAGUGUGGUAAAAGAUUUGUACCUCUGGGUAAUGGCCAGCCCAGAAAUCUCCCAAAAUUGUCAAAAAUGCUGUUUUUAUGGUAGUUUUUCUUAAAAUACUUAUGAUACUUUAUCAUAACUUGGAUCCCUUUUACUUGAUGAUAUAAACUGGGGUUGUGACAAUCUACUGAACUCCCUUCUGUCCUGACUUCACACCCAGCAGAGUGUGCAGUGUUGUGUGCUGUUGUCACGCUCUGGUGAGUUUGGGGACACAAAACCAACACCUUCUGCCUUCCCUGACUGUGGUGCUACGUGCCAGGGAAACCCUGGCAUUGCUCUGCAUGCCUGAGUCCUGCAGAGCUCCCCUUGCUGCCCGUGGAAGUUUUAUGUAAACAACAGCCCUGUACAUUGCUGUUAUGCAAUGCAAACUUCUCAUUCAAAAAAGUUUGAGGAAAAGGAAAUAUACUUCCCUUCUUAAAUUUUCACACUGCAGUGAUACUGCAGAGCCUAAUGAGAACAGAUUUUGUAUCGCCUCUGUCUAAUCCAUGCAACUCAACAGGCAGCAGCUGAACUUCGUGAAGCUCUUGUCCUCUAAAUGAAAAUACAUUUGUAGUCAAGAAGAACAAAUGGGGUGUCCCAGUACUGCUAAAAGAAAGCCAGUUCUAACCCAUGCAAACAUUCAUACAUUUCAGUCUUUACCAGUGAAUUAUUCUACGAUUAUUUGUUCAGUUUGGGAGAGACAGCUCUUCAUAAUGUGACAAUAUCACUCCAGGUCACAAGUACUGAUCAGAAUUUGCUGUCAUUAAGAACAUAAAAAUGUAAGGAUAUGCUGAACUGAAAUGCUAUGGUUAAUUAAUUCCUUCCUGAUUUGGGAAGAUAAAAGAUUAAUAAUAUGCCAAAGCAAAAGAAAAAGAAGUCAUGGGGUUUUUUUCCUUCUCUCUCUCUUAUUUUCAAUCUUUCUUUCUUUCUUUCCUUGGGAUGCAUUAGAUAUUUAUUUUUCAAUGUUGAAUUUGAGAUUUUAAUCCCAGUUACCAAUGUACAGUAUUGAAAUCUGGAACAUAAAACUAACAUUUUUAAGCAAAAGAUGAUGUACAGGGAGAAAAAAAAUCGGGAAGAAAAAGCACUUCAUUAUGUCACAGUAUUUACAGGAGAAAGUGUAAAAAUUACUUCUUUUUUCAGAAAAACAUUUGGGGCCUGAUUCUUUACUGGUAUAACUGAGCAUAGCUCCCUGAGGCUGGUGGAGCUUGGCAGAGUUAUGCUAGCUGAGAAACUGAACCUUAAAAUCUUCUCUGCAGACAAGGGAACCCUUACCAGCAGUACUUGAAGACUUGUGAGUUGUGACUGCAUGUUACUUGAAAGAUCUAAUUAAGCUAUGUUUUUUGGUGCAAGCAGUUGUUGUACAUGAUUUCAUGUUUAUGUAGCAAGAUGCAUUGAAAUGUUGAUACUAGUAUUGAAACAUACAUGUAAAAAUUGUCGUUGUGGAAAUUGUCUGUUCUGUUCUAUUUUUCUUGUGUGUCUCAUCUGUUUAGAACGUAAACUUUCUUUUUUUUUAUUGUCCUAACUGAAUAAGGCUAAAUGAAUACUGUAAUUGAAAAUAUAUUUUAAAUCUUGUCAUGAGUUUUUAAAAAGACUAUUACAAAUUGUAUCAUUCCUGAUUACACAGAACUUUGUGGGUGGUUUUAAAUAAAUUUUAUACUUCUAUUUUGC
Molecule: messenger RNA, 16033 nt
Organism: Catharus ustulatus (Swainson's thrush)
Lineage: Eukaryota; Metazoa; Chordata; Aves; Passeriformes; Turdidae
Gene: TET1
Product: tet methylcytosine dioxygenase 1
Exons: 12
Coding region: 341-7105 (2254 amino acids)
Biological process (GO): positive regulation of transcription by RNA polymerase II; oxidative demethylation
Cellular component (GO): nucleus
Molecular function (GO): DNA binding; zinc ion binding; DNA 5-methylcytosine dioxygenase activity
Source: RefSeq, a predicted model, not a curated record